Molecule: messenger RNA, 951 nt
Organism: Penicillium waksmanii
Lineage: Eukaryota; Fungi; Ascomycota; Eurotiomycetes; Eurotiales; Aspergillaceae
Exons: 2
Coding region: 1-951 (316 amino acids)
Molecular function (GO): protein dimerization activity
Source: RefSeq, a predicted model, not a curated record
AUGCUUAGAUCCCUCGAAGCGGCAAAGAACAAGCCCUCAGUCUACUAUAAAGACACUUAUCACAUGGAAGGUGAUCUCCACGUUAUCGGCACAUUUCUUUCUCCACAGGAUAACCGUAAGUUCUUCUCAACUCCAGACUGGGACCCAGAGGAAGACGGAGUUGAUUACCGAAAAAUCGAUCGCCAGAGCCUUGAGUCCUCGAUCGAAAAGUACUCUAGGGAUCUUGCCCAGGAGCAGCAGAUAUUAGGUGCUUCCCUAACUAGAACAGCAACGGAUGAAUUUAAUUUAGCCUGUGUUCGAGACGAGUCGCAGCAACCUCAGAUUCUACAGCGAGUUCAUUCUGACGAGCUUACAAGGUAUCUUGAUAACAACAAAGUACCAAAUUCCCAGCCUCGGACCUGGUGGAAAUAUCACCAAGAUGAAUUCCCCGGAAUGGCAAGGCUUGCACGAGAUGUUCUUUCUAUUCCAGCUAGUGGUGCAUGUGUAGGGCGGCUUUUUAACUCGGCACGAGAUAUCUGUCAUUAUCGGCGCGGCUCUCUACGGCAUUUAAUUAUCUCGGAUCUUAUGAUGUAUAUGUGUACAUCGUGGUUCGAGAUUCAUGAAGAGGAGCGAAUAAUGCUCUCUGAAUAUCUUUCAGUCCAGGAGAUACAGGCCGCUAAUGAAGAGAGAGCACAGCAACAAAGCAGCGUUUAUCCGAUUAGUGAUAAUGAAGAGGAUGAGAGCCCUUCUACAGAGCUCCGAGCAACUUCGCAAGGCCUAUCAGCUUCACAAGUCCCAACUGAAAACGCACUUGGAAAAAGACGCCUAUGCAGUAUAGCAAGGGACAUAGAAGGUGAUCAGGAGGACGAUAGUGAAAUAGCGCUUCUGCCAGAGAUACUGCACCGAGUAUCAGGUAGAGCUCGUACGCGCUCAAGGUUGCUUGAUGGAUACAAACCUUCAAUAUAUAGUUAA